This is a messenger RNA of Mugil cephalus (flathead mullet), 1119 nucleotides long. It is a transcript of the gene denr, whose product is annotated as density-regulated protein. NCBI's taxonomy places the organism in Eukaryota, Metazoa, Chordata, Actinopteri, Mugiliformes, Mugilidae. The coding region runs from base 176 to 775 and encodes 199 amino acids. Gene Ontology annotation, molecular function: translation initiation factor activity; mRNA binding. Gene Ontology annotation, biological process: translation reinitiation; formation of translation preinitiation complex. The record is from RefSeq and is a predicted model, not a curated record. The transcript has 8 exons.
AGAAGAAGAAGAAGAAGUGCUACUAGGCGUGCUCAGAGUACGCUACAAACUACAGCUUGUUCAGUAAGAAUGCUUUUCUAAAAGUCAAAUUACUACUGUCAAUAAUGCGACCAGAUUUGUUGAAAAGACAACAGUGUUAAGAGGUUUUUUUUAUUUUGUGCCGGGAUAAUUUGCGAUGGCUACUACUGAGAUGGAAUCUGGGUCUUCAGAAAGCAGAUCAGAACACGGGACGGCCGACCCUGAUUCGAAAUACCCACUGAAAGUUCUCUAUUGUGGAGUCUGCUCUCUGCCCACAGAGUACUGUGAGUACAUGCCCGAGCCGGCCAAAUGUAGGCAGUGGCUCGAGAAGAACUUCCCGGACGUGUUUGCGAGGAUGACUGUAGGUCCGACAGCGAAGGCCCCCAAACAGGACCCGGGCCCUGGAGAUGCUCCCCCUGCUGGUGAGGAGGAGGAGAAGAAGAAACAGAAGAGAGGAGGACGAGGGCAGAUCAAACAGAAAAAGAAGACGGUGCCUCAGAAAGUCACAAUAGCAAAAAUCCCCAGAGCCAAGAAGAAAUACGUCACACGGGUGUGCGGCCUGGCGACGUUUGACAUUGAACUCAAAGAGGCUCAGCGGUUCUUCGCCCAGAAGUUCUCUUGUGGUGCCUCCGUCACAGCAGAGGAUGAAAUUAUCAUUCAGGGAGAUUUUACAGACGACAUAAUCGACGUCAUUCAAGAGAAGUGGCCUGAGGUGGACGACGACAGCAUCGAUGAUCUGGGAGAAGUGAAGAAGUGAAGACCAAAUAUGCACUUUUACUGAAAUGGAUGUGACCUGUAACAGCGACACCUUGGCCAAAUGUACACAUUAAGUCAUUUUAUACCUAUUUUAUUUACUGUACAUAAAAAAGCUGCGGACUCUGCCACUCACUUGGCUUUUUUUUUCUUUCUUUCUUUCUUUCUUUCUGUUUUAUUAUUUUUAUUUAGCCGAUAGCUGCUUUCUCUCCUUUUGCCAAAGGGCGUGGUAUGACGUGAAUCCUUUUCUUUUUUCCCCCCCAAAAUGUUCUUCACUCAACAAACAAACAAACAAACAAACAAACUGUAGGCUAAUAAAUUCCCGUCUCCUUCGCCGGUUCACUCGUC